AUGCUCACAGGUGAAACCCAUGAAAUAUUUUUCUCAACUCUUUAUGACCUGGAAGAAAGGGAUUAAAAUGAUUAAAGAAAAGACUAUGCUGAAAGCAAGGCAUUCUAAGGUAUUUGUGUUACUAAUCUUGCUGAACUCAAUGAAGAACUUGCCAAUCUUUAGUAAAGAGACCCCAAAUUAUAAGCUAAACUUGAUGAACUCAAACCGACCUAUGACUAGAAGGAUAGAUAAAGAGUUGCUGAACUAUCUCCUUUAAUAAGUUAUUAAUGA
Molecule: messenger RNA, 270 nt
Organism: Paramecium sonneborni
Lineage: Eukaryota; Ciliophora; Oligohymenophorea; Peniculida; Parameciidae
Source: the annotation of a GenBank genome assembly